CACUGGGCGGGCUCAGCCUUUGCCCUUAACCUCUUCAAGUCCUGGCUGGCGAGCGCCAUCCUGGCCGGCAUCCUGGCCUUCACCACCGCCGGCGGGCUGGGCCAGGCGGCCAGCCUGCUCGACCGGGACGCGGGGCUGGCGUUGUGCUUGUCGUCCCUGGUCGGCAUCGUGGUCGGCGACACCGCCUGGCUGGCGUCCAUCAGGAGACCGCUGAUCGGCGCCCGCCGGGUGCUCUUGGUGGACUCCCUGAAGCCGUUCAUCGCCGCGGCCGCGGGCGGCUUCGUCUUCCGCGAGGAGGCCUCGGUCUGGAGCUUGGCGUCGAUGGCGCUGGCCGUGGCCGGGGUGCUGAUGGUGUCGCUGGAGCGCGAGGGCCCCCGGAAGGAGGCGUGGGGCCAGAGCGGGCGCCGUAGGCUCCUCGGCUACGUGCUCGCGCUGCUCACCGUCGCGCUCGACGUGGUCGGGGCGGUGCUCACGAAGGGCUUCGGCACGGGCCUGAGCCCCUGGGCCAGCCGCCGUCCGCUUCGGCUUCGCGGCGCUCUGCCUCGGGGCGAUUGCGGCUGCUGGCGCCGCGGCGCACGCGGCGCGCGGCGCGUGGCGUCGGCGCGCUGCGUGCGGCACCGACGAGGGCACCGCCGCGGCGGAGGCGAGCACCUGGCGCCCCGAGGCGGCACCCGGGCCGCGGUGGUUCCGGCUGCCAGCGCAGAGCGCGCGCAGCUGGCGGCGCUCGGCGGCGGGGGUCGUGUUCAUGACGGUGCUGUGUCCCGCGCUGAGCAACCUGGCGCUGCUGACCCUGCCGGCCGUGGUUCGCUGGCCACCCGCGGCGGCCCAGGGUGCGGCAAUGAGGUGCGAUUCACAUGGGGAGGUCCGAGG
Molecule: messenger RNA, 870 nt
Organism: Prorocentrum cordatum
Lineage: Eukaryota; Dinophyceae; Prorocentrales; Prorocentraceae
Source: the annotation of a GenBank genome assembly